This is a messenger RNA of Endocarpon pusillum Z07020, 1182 nucleotides long. RefSeq lists its product as uncharacterized. The record is from RefSeq and is a predicted model, not a curated record. NCBI's taxonomy places the organism in Eukaryota, Fungi, Ascomycota, Eurotiomycetes, Verrucariales, Verrucariaceae. The transcript is spliced from 3 exons. Gene Ontology annotation, biological process: protein import into nucleus. Gene Ontology annotation, cellular component: cytoplasm. Bases 1 to 1182 code for a protein of 393 amino acids.
AUGGAACUUCCUCCAGAGCAUAUAAGUAUCAAAAGGAGGCGGCAAGAAGAGCCUGUUGAGCUGCUAUAUCUCGAGAGUGAUGGUCAUCAAACCAAGCGCCGAUUUACAGAAUAUUGCUUUCAGCGUGUCAAAGCAGAUAUCAAACAGCCUAUAGCCCCAAACGCGUUGUCAGGGGAGAAUAUCCGUGAAGAAGGGCGGGUAGUGAGCAAUUACGUGGCCUCUGGUAUACCCAUUGUGCGAGCAACGUCUCCUGGCGCAGAGAUUCGAGAGGAAGCUGAGAGAAGAGCCGCCCAAAAAGCACUCCGAGGCCGGUUCUUGCCUGAGGAGCAUUCUUCGGCUUCGAAGAAGCCUGCACGGGAUGUCAUUGCAACAUCCCAAACAGUCAGGGCAUCGACACCGCUCCAGAGGCCUGCUGCACCCCUUCGUCACUUUCAUCUUGACCAUGGUCAUAGAGCCUCUCGUUUAAAUCAGCCUUCUGGCAUUCGGAAACGGAAGACAGCCCGAAGAAACUAUCUCGCAACCUUCAUUGAAAGCUCCAAAACCUCGAGGCAAGGGUCAGAGCUGCUAGACACGCUUCCCCGCGAGAAACCCAUCCACCGCCCUCAAGACGGUACAGUGAAGAGCCGCGUAGAUGGAAAGCCUGUUGACCAAAGCCUCAUAUCUAUGCCAACUCGCGUAAACAAGACUGGACAAUCUAUGCAUGAUCACCCAAGCAGCUGGGACUACGACUCUGACCAGCUGGCAGAAGAGCUUGCUGCUUUUGCCUUGGAGAUCUCACGCGAGGAGGGGCAAGAAUAUCAACCCAGUAUGACUAAGAUGUCUCAAGGUAUGGGUGUGAAGGACAUCCUUGUCGAUGUGGAUGAAGACUUUAUCUACGAUACUUAUAUCCGCGUUCCUGUCGCAGCUGGAGGCAAAGGCGUGGCUUCUCCAAAUGAUGUCGGACUUCUCAUCAUCGAUGACAAGGAUCAAGAACUAUGGCGGACGUUUGCUGAAAGCGACGAUGACAGCGAGUGGGACGAAGACGAUCCAGACUCCAAUGCCGAAGAUAACCCAGCGAACGAAUAUCCUGACGAAGAGGUCGACUCGGGAGAUGAGCAUGGAUACGGAGCAUACAAAAACCGCAAGCUGGCAUCGGAGGACGAGGAGUAUGAUUUGAACGAUCCAUGGAGCAGCAGCGAGUGA